This is a messenger RNA of Rhagoletis zephyria (snowberry fruit fly), 1145 nucleotides long. Its product is annotated as phosphatidylinositol-glycan biosynthesis class W protein-like. Gene Ontology annotation, molecular function: glucosaminyl-phosphatidylinositol O-acyltransferase activity. NCBI's taxonomy places the organism in Eukaryota, Metazoa, Arthropoda, Insecta, Diptera, Tephritidae. The record is from RefSeq and is a predicted model, not a curated record. Gene Ontology annotation, cellular component: membrane; endoplasmic reticulum. Gene Ontology annotation, biological process: GPI anchor biosynthetic process; protein localization to plasma membrane.
UAUAAGCUAUUACGCGCUAUAUAUCUUGUCAACAAACUGAUUAUCCGGAAUUUGUGUUGAUUUCGUUAAAGUAUAAAAGCAUUAUUAUCUCCCCUUUUAUGGUACUAGUCAAAGUUUACUAAUAGUUAUUAUCAGCGCUCGACCUGGAACCGCUUGAAGGAAUGGGCAGUGAGUUCUGCGCCACUGGCACGCCAGAAUCACAGUGCCUUUGUUCGGAAAAGCAACGUUUUUUGAAUAUGAUUUUGAAUCAGACAUCAUAUACGGGGCAUGCUGAUAUUUAUGAUAGAAAGACAUGGGAAACUUUCGCACAUGUGUGGCAUAUUCUGUGGACAAUCGCGCCGGUUGUAUAUUUCUUUGCAAUUGCGCGCAUUGUUGGGCAAGUGAUUGAAAAAAGAGUUCCUCCGCAUGCUGUAUGCAGAUUUCUUAUUGGGUUUGUGUUGAUCGUCGUACCAACAGUGCUAAUUGUGAAUGUGCUCAACAGCUAUGUUGGCUAUGUGAUGUUCGUUAUAUUUUUGUGCGUCUUUUCGUUGGCCGCAUUAUAUGUGGUUUAUGCAAAGAAAAAGCAAAAUCGGACGUACAAUUUGGGUGGCAGCCGUCCAUUUGUAUUAACACUUGAUCGUGCAACUAUCAACCUGCUUACGGCGCUAUGCAUACUCGCUGUGGAUUUUGAAAUGUUUCCAAAACAUUUUCGAAAAACGCGUCGCUAUGGUGUUGGCCUAAUGGAUGUUGGUAUUGGGUUAUUUGUUUUUGCAAUGGGCACUGUCUCACGACCACCCACGAAAGUUGCACAUCUUUAGCAAACUUUAUGGACUGUCGUACCGUUGCUGGUGUUGGGUCUCAUGCGUACCCUGGUCAUAAUGUUAAUUAAUUACGAACAAGAUGAACAUGAAUAUGGCGUACAUAUGAAUGCCUUCUUUACAUUGGGUUUUACAAAGUUGUUUGGCUCCCUUAUUAGUGGAAUUGUUAGACAUAGAUUCGCACAUUUAAUAGCUGGUUCAGUUCUUUUAGCACUUCACGAAUAUGGACUUCAGCAUACCGUGUCUACCUUCGUCAUGAAUUCAGAUAUACCACGCGACACACUAGGCAUAUAUAUUUGUUAUCCAUAUAUAUUGGGCAGUGUCUUCGUAUUGAAGACAAAGUUCUGA